Messenger RNA from Phalaenopsis equestris, 2293 nucleotides. RefSeq names its product cyclin-T1-3-like. Gene Ontology annotation, cellular component: nucleus; cyclin/CDK positive transcription elongation factor complex. Gene Ontology annotation, biological process: regulation of transcription by RNA polymerase II; positive regulation of DNA-templated transcription, elongation. Gene Ontology annotation, molecular function: cyclin-dependent protein serine/threonine kinase activator activity. Bases 221 to 1861 code for a protein of 546 amino acids. The transcript has 7 exons. The record is from RefSeq and is a predicted model, not a curated record. NCBI's taxonomy places the organism in Eukaryota, Viridiplantae, Streptophyta, Magnoliopsida, Asparagales, Orchidaceae.
GCCGGAAAGCACUGGUUCGGCGCGCAGAAACUCAUGCUAUUUAUGCCAAUCAGCCCUGUAUCUCUCCAUGCCUCCCAACCUCUUGCUUUCUCUUGCUCGCCGCCUCCGACAUCUACGAAGAUUUCACCGCGACUGGCGGCCGUCAGUUCUCAUUGGUACCCGUGGGAAAAGUUUGACUUGGGUGGCGUCUGCUGUAAGUAGCUCGAAAUAUUAAAUUUAAAUGGCUGGAUAUGUACUGGGAGAUUCUUCACACCAUGGAGCAGUAAAAAAUGGACCAGAGAAUAGUAUUAAGGAGGAAUCUGAAGAUUAUCUAGCCAGAUGGUAUUUUUCCAGGAAGGAAAUUGAAGAAAACUCUCCAUCAAGGAGAGAUGGCAUUGAUCUGAAGAAAGAGGCAUAUUUUCGGAAAUCAUAUUGCACUUAUUUGCAAGAUCUGGGCAUGAGACUUAAAGUACCGCAGGUGACAAUAGCAACUGCCAUAGUAUUUUGUCAUCGGUUUUUUCUUCGCCAAUCCCACACAAAAAAUGACCGGAGGACAAUAGCAACAGUGUGCAUGUUCCUUGCUGGAAAGGUUGAAGAAACUCCACGCCCACUGAAGGAUGUAAUUCUUGUUUCCUACGAAAUCAUUCAUAAAAAGGAUCCUUCUGCUGUACAGAGAAUCAAGCAGAAGGAAGUAUACGAGCAACAGAAAGAGCUUAUUUUAUUGGGGGAAAGGCUUGUUCUUGCUACCCUGGGUUUUGAUCUAAAUAUGUACCAUCCCUAUAAACCCCUUGUCGAAGCAAUUAAAAAGUUUAAGGUGGCGCAAAAUGCUCUUGCUCAAGUGGCAUGGAAUUUUGUCAAUGACGGGUUGCGGACCUCACUAUGCCUACAAUUUAAGCCCCACCACAUCGCUGCUGGUGCCAUCUUUCUUGCUGCCAAAUUUCUUAAGGUGAAGCUUCCAUCCGAUGGAGAGAAAGUCUGGUGGCAAGAAUUUGAUGUCACACCACGACAACUUGAAGAUGUAAGCAAUCAAAUGUUGGAGCUUUAUGAGCAAAAUCGCUUAGCCCAACCAUCUCAUGGUAAUAACGAAGCUGAUGGAAGCUCUUGUGCUGGACCCAAUCAUCCUACAGGGGUAACCUCAACUGUCAGUGAGAGCUCUAUAUCUUUAAAUGCAAGGCAGGGAACUCAUCCAACCCAACAAACGAGGCCAAUUGUAGCUCAACAGUCUAACGCAGAUGGUGACCGUAUUGGCUCCCGGAGUGCCUGCAGCCAUAGCAAUGACCACGGCAGUGUUGAUAGUAAAAGCGGUGUUUGGGACCAUAAUAUGGAUGGUGAUGGGAAAGAUAACUCGAAUCACGAGGCCGAGCUGGUUUCUCGCCGCUGGGAAUUGGCUGCUGAUGGUUUUAGCUCUUCUAAGCUACUUAAUGAGGAAGGACUGUCUGACGAUAAGGACAAGUGUAUGGAAACUAUCACGAAGAUUGAUAAGGACAAAGUUAAAGCCGCUCUGGAAAAGACAAGGAGACUUCGGAAUGAUACAAACAAGAAAAAUGAGAUUGUGGAUGAUGAUGAUCUUAUUGAAAGAGAGCUUGAGAAUGGAAUUGAGCUCGGUGUGGAUGAUAAGAGACAUGGCUGGCCAAAGCCCCUCCAUCCUUUGCAGACGAGCAUGAAACCAAAACAUUUCAAAUCUGAAAAUCCAAAUGUUGAUAAUCGGAUCCGGGAAGAGUUUGCUGAAGAAGGGGAGCUCUCUUCCCUCGAUGAUCAUGAUCAUCAUUCUCUUAAGUUGCAGAGUAAUAAUGGAAAAGUUUCGGCUGCAAAGAGAAAGCCAAAUGAGAAAAUAUGGUCGGAUCUUUCAGACAGGGACCAUAAAAGGGUGAGGAAAAGUUAACUGAUAUAUGAUACUGUUGGUAUCAAAAUGGUAUUUUUGUUUCCAUUUCUUUUAGUCUCAUUAUAUCUCAAAGUUGGGGGAAAAAAAAAAAAUACAAUCCACUAUAAAUUACUGCUCAGCGAUGAAGAGUUUAUUUCUAGAGAGUGCAUCACUGGUGAUGGGGCAUUCUUAUUCUUACAAGUGCUGAUGGUUUGAAUCAGGAGGAAAGGAAGGAGUGCGUGGAACUCGUCGGGCUUCAUCUCCUGAGAGAGUAGGCUAAAAAUCUUCUAUGGCUUGAGCUUAUUUAUUAAGUAUUAUGCCUGAUAUAGCUUCUAUUUUAUUUGUAAUUUUUUUGGAGUUUUUUGCUUCCUAUAUUUGCUGAAGUGUAAUUUCCACUUGUGCGCACAACAUAAUUGGGGUUUUGGAGCCUGUGGCCUGCUCUUUUGAUUUUUA